This is a messenger RNA of Penaeus monodon (black tiger shrimp), 3378 nucleotides long. RefSeq names its product roundabout homolog 1-like. The coding region runs from base 1 to 3378 and encodes 1125 amino acids. Lineage: Eukaryota; Metazoa; Arthropoda; Malacostraca; Decapoda; Penaeidae. Gene Ontology annotation, cellular component: axon; plasma membrane. The record is from RefSeq and is a predicted model, not a curated record. The transcript is spliced from 15 exons. Gene Ontology annotation, biological process: cell-cell adhesion; axon guidance. Gene Ontology annotation, molecular function: protein binding.
AUGACUCUCGGGUAUCACUUGCCAAACACAUUUGGUUUCAGAAUUUUCAAAAUUUUCAUCCUUCUCGACAUCUCUUCAGGAGUCGGCGAGUCCUCUCGACUUUACAAUGAGUUGCUUCUGACGGGUUGCCUCAAUUUAUGGCCCGAAAUCAUAGGCCAUUUCCUGGUGAUCGUCGACCAGAUGAUGUACGGAAGCUACAAGUCUACGGAUACAAAACCCGCAUUUCACAUAUCCUUCACCGGGAUGAGGGAAAGCUUUGAGCAGAAUGUUUUAUCCGGUUCCCUGGAGGUUUUAAAUCCUCUUCCCGACGCCGCUUCUGAAGGUGCUUUCCCCGUUAAGACAACACCGUCGCCCGUCGGGAGCCUCACGAAAACUCAUAGCACCGGGUUACGUAGUGGCGAGGGCAGAGAGCCUCGGAUCACCGAACACCCGACGAACUGGACUGUGCCCCGCAAUGACCCCGUGACCCUCAACUGUGGCACCGAGGGCCGUCCGGAACCCGUGAUCACGUGGUACAAAGACGGCGUUCCGGUGAAGCCCUCCCCGCACCGCUUCAUCCUGCCGACGGGCUCGCUGUUCUUCCUGAAGGUGACGCAGAGCAAGAAGGAGAACGACGCCGGAAUCUACUGGUGCGUCUCCACCAACCGGCUCGGGAGCGCGAGGUCGCAGAACGCCUCGCUGCAGAUUGCUUUUCUGAGAGAUGACUUCCGAACCUCGCCGACGGGAACACGAGUGGUGGCCGGGGAGAGGGCGGAGCUGGAGUGCUCCCCCCCUCGUGGCCAUCCGGAGCCCCUUGUGCUGUGGAUGAAGGACGGUAACAAACUCCCGCUGGAUCACAGAGUGUAUGUUGGCGAAGGAGGGAAACUUAUCCUCACGGAGACUCUGCAGACUGACGAAGGAAGCUACACGUGCGUCGCCUCCAACCUCGUGGGCACCAGGUUCUCCGAGCCGGCUAUACUAGCUGUACAGGUGCGUCCCUUCUUCGUGCGUCUCCCUGGCGACGUCACAGCGAUGACCGGAGGAGAGGCCAUUCUACGGUGCCGUGCCGGAGGGUCGCCGCCCCCUCACGUGCUCUGGAGGAGGCACGACGGUCGGAUGCCUGUCGGCAGGGCGCGCCUCGAUGCCGACUACACCCUGAGGAUCACCGAACUCACCGUGGACGACGCUGGGGUCUACAUAUGCCAGGCCGAAAACGCUGUCGCUACCGUGGUGGCCAACGCUACGCUGACUGUCUAUGACUCGCCUCGCUUGGUAUCCGGGCCUGUGGACGUGUCCGUGGUGCUGAACACGACGGUGCGCCUUCCCUGCUACGGGCGCGGCACUCCCCCGCCCACGCCCGUGUGGACGCACUCCUCCCUACCGCAGCAGCCCCUUAGCCCCGGGUGGGCGGGCCAGCACGUCUCCGUCACCAGGGAUGGCACGCUGGUGCUCACGCCCGCGAGCGAGGACCAGGGAGGUUCUUGGACCUGUUCGCUGGUGAGUGAGGCCGGAGCCGCCCACGCCCGCGCCUGGCUCACUCUGGUGGCCCCCCGAGACACCCCGCCGCCUAUCAUCAGCGUCCCGCCCGCCAAUCAGACCCUCCCCGCCAGAACGCACGCCACUCUGCACUGCCGGGUACAGGGCCCGCCCACGCCCACGCUUACCUGGUAUCGAGGGGCGGCGCCCGUGAGGACCGACGGAAAGAGGAUCUCCGAGAGCAGAGAAGGCGACCUCACCAUCACGAGCCUCCACGAGACAGACAGCGGCUGGUACACCUGCCUGGCCGAGUCGUGGUCUGGUUCAGCCCAAGCCUCCGCCUCGCUGCUCGUCGUGGGCGGCGAAGACCCUCAGGCCGCCCGCAGUUUCCGUCGCGCGCCCGUGCCCUCAGCCCUGCCCGGCCCGCCCUCCCGCCCUCGCGUGACCAGCCUCACCAACGCCUCCGUCACCCUGGUGUGGGCGCCUCCCAUCUCCGUGGGCGAGGCUCCUCUCCUGGGCUACACCCUCGAGUCCUUCACGCCCACGGGGGAGAGCAGGAGCGGCCUGUGGCGGGUGGUGGCGCGCGGCCUCACCGACCCCCGCUACACCGCCACCCUCGAGACCGGCCGCCCGCAGGUGUUCGUGGUGAGGGCGGCCAACUCGCUCGGGGAGUCGCCGCCCUCGCCCUGGUCGCAGGUGGUGGUCGUGGGCGGCGCCGAGAGCGUGACGCGCCUCGAGCACCAAGGGCCGCUGCAGGGGCGCCUCCUCAACCUGUCCUCCUUGGCGACCCUCACCUCCUCCUCCAUGAAGAUCACGUGGAAGGUGACUGGCGAAAACUCCAAGUUCGAGGGCGUCUACGUGCACUACCGCCCGCGCCGCUCCCUCCACGCCCUCCAUCUGUCUCCCCAGGUCGAGUCUCCUCCAACAUACACCUCCCCUCCAUCUUCUUACUACAUCCCUUGGGACACCGUCACUGUGAUGAAUGCAGGGGCUUCGAGCUAUGUGCUGACGCGGCUGAUACCCAACACAGAGUACGAGGUGUUUCUUGUCCCCUUCGUCAGGACCGAGGAAGGCUUCCCGACGGCGCUCAGGGUCAAUACUACUCACCAGGACGCCCCAGCAGGACCUCCCCAGGACGUGUCAGUGCAUCUGGUCAACCUAACUCAUGCCUCCGUGACCUGGCGACCUCCAGAGGCUGACCUGCAACACGGGGUCAUAACUGGAUAUCAGAUCCUAACGCUUGUCAACGACAGUUCUGUUUUUCUCAACAAAACCGUGAACUCGUCUGCAUUCAGCUACCAGCUGGCACCCCUCAUCCCUGGCCACACCUACUCAAUCAGCCUAUUGGCUCUAUCCAAGAUGGGGGCGGGGCCAUCGUCUCAACCAAUUAGACUUCAGACAGACCCAGCCCUGCUCAAUCCUUUAGCCAAUCGGCAUGCUGGAUCCGAGGGUGUGGUCCGUGAAGCGUGGUUCAUCGUGUUAGUGGGCGGAGCAAUGUUCUUCCUCUUGUUGGUGUUUGUGGUUCUGCUGUACAUAAGGAGGUACCACAACAAGGCAUCGAAACUCCCGACGUUGAAUGGCUCCGUGACGAAGACCAGCAACUUAGCCAACUUCUACGGCGGCGAGAACCUGUGGCCGGAGAGCGGGUGGAAGCCCUCGGAUGGAGACAAACCGGAGGCCAAGGUCGUCAACGGCAGCGGCGCCCAAGACCGAGACCUGCUGGCGUCGCUGGCUCCUGAGUACGCGGAAAUCGACUCACUGGGGACCUUCACCUCCGGAAAGAAGAGCGAGAUGGAUAUCAGCGCCGAGGCCUAUGCUUCCGCCUCCGUCCUGGCCGCCUGCAAUAACCGCAAGAAUAAGUAUAACAUUAUAAAACCCCUUCGUAUCCUGACAACACACUCGCAUAUCACCAAUCCCUCAUGA